Molecule: messenger RNA, 405 nt
Organism: Anisakis simplex (herring worm)
Lineage: Eukaryota; Metazoa; Nematoda; Chromadorea; Rhabditida; Anisakidae
Source: the annotation of a GenBank genome assembly
GCAGCAGCAGCAGCAGCAAAUGCCAGUUAUCAGCCACCAGCACAAAUUUCAUCGAGCACUUCACCGUAUCCGAAAGCGAACGGUACCGGUGACUGGUCGAUACCGGCCCAGUCAACACCAACCACAACCACAACAAAUCCACAGCCAAACCUUAAUUUCGCCAGUUCCAUGCCGUCAGCUCCUCCACCGGUCAGCGCAGCACCAACUGCUCCAAUGAUGCGUAAGCCGACCGCAAAAGCGUUGUUCGAUUUUGAGGCACAAAAUGAAGGUGAACUCGACUUUAAAGAAGGUGAUCUCAUUGAUUUAACCUCGCAAAUCGAUGAAAAUUGGUUCGAGGGUACGUUACGGGGUAAAUCCGGCUUCUUUCCGAUCUCUUACGUGCAAGUUCUUGUUCCGCUUAACUAA